GUGGUUGCCCAGCGCAGAGGUAAAUAUUUUCGCAAAACCCUUUUCCGUCUUCGUUAGUAGAGCUUUGUUCCGAAAUAUCCUUUCUCAUGAGACCUACCGUAUCCGGUCAAAAUGGUUGGACACAUGUGCUACGGCAGAAAUAGGCAGCGCCUGUACUUUAUGCACGAUUUCCCGGAAGAUGAUCGGCUUCCUCGGAAAACGCGCCAGCAGCAAGUGCGCCGUUGGGACUUUCUUCACCAAAUGGAAUGGGUUCCGAUAGACAGCGCUUCCCAUUUGCGGUUGCCGGCACGUGCGGUGCCUGGCGGUAAACAAGGGAAAACGAUACUGUACAUUGGACGAGCCCACCAUCGAGGAUCCAUCACGCCCGGAUAUGUAAAUCCCGCUGGCACGCAUUGCGUUCUACCCUGGGGUGGCAAGAUGCACAAGAAUAAGAAGUUUGAAGUUUUGUGUACGGAGGGCGACUUUUUUCCGUGCAUCGACUCGACGACGCUGCUGAAUGCAACUCCGGCCGGUGUGUCGGAGGAAGGAGAACCGUUAUACAUCGGAAGAGUACAACACUGUGGUCAGCUAAUUCCCGGGAAGGUCCAACGCUCGCACCAGGUGUGCUACAUACCUUACGAUGGCAACGAGUUGAAUUUUACAGAUUAUGAGGUUUUCAUACGAUCGUCAAUAGAUGGAUCAACGACGGCACCAACAAAGUGUCAGAAGUUAAACGAAGGUUCUCGACCUGUUAUGGCUGUGUAAAGAACUGAAUGCGUUCCAAAUGGACGUAAUGUGAUUGAUAACUAUAGGAUUAUUAUUGAAAAAAAAUAUUAUUUACUACAUCUGUUUAAUUUAUGUUUCUGGUGUUUCGAUCCAGUCCCGAAGUAUGCCAGUUUGAGGGAUGCCGUACGCCGGAUGAAUGUUAAAAUAAGGCCUGAUUAGUUGGCCAACAAAAGUUGGGUAAAUUUAUUAUUAACAUCAACAAAAUCACCAUUGUCACUUUCACUUUGAUUGUCCGGUAUUGCGCAAUCGUUCCCUUGCCGAGGGGUUUGGGAUUUUUUCGAUCGUUUGUCCCCAACAUUACGGCCACUUGCUGCGGCCGACUUCGCUUUUCCCCUUACCGAUCGCUUUCGGUCCUUUAGCUCCGGAACGUAUCGGACCACAAGUUCCAUCAUCCGUUUCAGUGCUUCAGACAGCGCCGGUGAG
This is a messenger RNA of Anopheles bellator, 1188 nucleotides long. RefSeq lists its product as uncharacterized. The record is from RefSeq and is a predicted model, not a curated record. Lineage: Eukaryota; Metazoa; Arthropoda; Insecta; Diptera; Culicidae. The coding region runs from base 112 to 744 and encodes 210 amino acids. The transcript is spliced from 2 exons.